CUACAUAUCAUCAUCAUUAUCAUUCAUCACGGCACUUUCUCUGCUGCUAUUACACGAGCUCUUUCUCUCUUUAGCUCUCUGUCCUGAACUCUCGCUCUGUUUCAAUUUCUUCCCUGUUUUUAUCCUUUUGCAUUGUUCUACUCCAUAUACAGAGUAUCAAGCAUAAAUAAACCUUCGCCAAAUUGAAAUCCAACCUGCUCGAAUCAUCUCCAUUUCCUAUCAUCAUCAAUUCUGCAAUUACCGCACCUUUCUGUUUCUAGGGCUGAAUAAUCUCUGUUCCUGGUGAUGCAUGAAAGACAAUCGAAAUACUCCUCUGUUUGUUUAAAUUUGCUGGAUGGGGCGGGGCGGUGUUAGUUGGGGACUGGUGCUGCCGCCGGGCGUGUCUCCGGCGGCCGGUGGCGGCCCGGACAGGGACGAUCAGUGGCGGAAUUUUGACAGCUCUGUAAAUGCAGUUUCGCUCGGAUUCGUUGCGACUGCUAUUCUGAUUUUAAUGUUCCUUGUAAUGGCCAUUUUUGAGAGGCUACUACGCGGUAGAUCAUCCACAUCCCAGUCCGGCGACUCAAAUCACAUUACUAUCCAAUCAAAGCUCGGUUUUCCAUCCCCAGAAAUGACAGUGUAUGCUAGAGGAGUGUCAGUGUUGAUGCCGGGGGAAGACGUUCCCACCUUCAUCGCCCACCCUGUCCCGCCGCCUUGCAAUCACCAGCAAAUAGCUUCACCAACAAUAUCGGCCUCCACCCAUAGUUGAUCUUAUCCAAAGUGAAAUUGAAUGAAACUUUUUAAUAACUUUUCUUAGCUAGCUAGUCACUCUCAACUAUAUUAUAUAUAUGUCUAACAUGAUUUAGGCAGUUUCUACAGCUUCUGUUUGAAAAAUAAUACAAGCAGUACUAAUAAUAGGUCCUUACAUAUAAGAACUGAAGCUUUUAGAACUCAAGUUUAGAUGUAUAAGUGAGAAUUCACCUAUUCUAUUAGAGAGGUGAAAUAUAACUAGUAAUUGACCUUAUCAUUUACAGUUGAUGUCUGUCAUGUGUGAUGUUUAUGACAAUACUAAUUUUAACACGCGCGUUGCGCGAUUGAAU
Cuscuta epithymum is the source of this 1076-nucleotide messenger RNA. Lineage: Eukaryota; Viridiplantae; Streptophyta; Magnoliopsida; Solanales; Convolvulaceae. The record is from the annotation of a GenBank genome assembly.